GAAGAAGAAAUGCAAAAAUGGAGAAGGCCGGUGAUGUACAGACUGAAAAUCUCUUCUCAAUCUCGACUUUUGAUGGAAGAACAACGUAUGAAGCAAUCAUAGAGGCGACCAAGGAUUUUGAUCCCAUGUAUUGCAUCGGAGAGGGAGGACAUGGAAGCGUAUACAAAGCAGAGCUGCCGUCAGGUAACAUAGUAGUUGUGAAGAAGCUUCACCGAUUCGACAUUGACAUGGCACAUCAAAAGGAUUUCGUGAAUGAAAUAAGAGCAUUGACAGAGAUAAAGCAUCGAAAUAUCGUGAAGCUUCUGGGUUUCUGCUCACAUUCACGACACUCAUUUCUGGUAUACGAGUACCUGGAACGAGGGAGCUUGGGUACAAUCUUGAGCAAAGAAUUAGAAGCUAAGGAAGUGGGUUGGGAUACAAGGGUAAACAUUAUUAAAGGGGUGGCUCAUGCUUUGUCUUACCUGCACCAUGAUUGUGUGCCUCCAAUUGUUCAUCGAGACAUGUCAAGCAAUAAUGUUCUGCUGGAUUCUAAAUAUGAGGCCCAUGUAUCCGACUUUGGCACUGCUAAGUUUCUGAAGCUAGACUCAUCAAACUGGAGCACUCUUGCAGGCACAUAUGGAUAUGUCGCACCAGAGCUUGCUUACACCAUGAAGGUAACCGAGAAAUGCGAUGUCUACAGCUUUGGAGUGCUGGCACUUGAAGUGAUGAGAGGAAGACAUCCUGGAGAUCUUAUCUCCUCUCUAUCAGCUUCACCAGGGAAGGAUAACGUAGUGUUGAAAGAUGUGUUAGACCCUCGACUCCCACCUCCCACACUCCGAGACGAAGCAGAAGUGAAGUCUGUCAUACAGCUCGCAACUGCAUGCUUAAAUGGCAGCCCACAAUCUAGGCCGACCAUGCAGAUGGUUUCUCAGAUGUUGUCUCAAAGGAUUUAAUCCAUCUAGGAAAGAUUUAAUUUGUGUGGAACU
Vitis riparia (riverbank grape) is the source of this 965-nucleotide messenger RNA. RefSeq names its product MDIS1-interacting receptor like kinase 2-like. Gene Ontology annotation, biological process: protein phosphorylation. Bases 18 to 932 code for a protein of 304 amino acids. Gene Ontology annotation, molecular function: protein kinase activity; ATP binding. The transcript has 2 exons. The record is from RefSeq and is a predicted model, not a curated record. NCBI's taxonomy places the organism in Eukaryota, Viridiplantae, Streptophyta, Magnoliopsida, Vitales, Vitaceae.